UUAAUGUAGUUAACGUUAUAUAUUAGGGUCUCUCUAGCUUAGCUACCGUGCGUGUGGAGAUGGUGUGGAGAGCUCACUGACAGCUGGUGGACGGAAGCACUCAGUCGGCUACUGACGAGGAAUCCAAUAUCGGACAAGGCUUCCCUCUCGAAUAUCGAUAAUUAAACACGUGUCACAGCAGCAAGUCGAACUGUUAUCCACACGUUGACGGUGGCAAGUUAAACUUGAUGCUGAAAUAGUUUAACGUUAGUGCACGUUACGUUUUAGGGGGAGUUAACGAUAGCUACCGCUACCUAAAGCCAGCUGACAGCAAAUCAGCCUGAAGACCGUGUAUAACGUUACAUCGCGAAGUUCCGACGCUAUCUCCCACCUAACGUGUCUAUGCUGUCAGUGAAACGAUGGGGUAAUAUUGUUAAAUGAGUGAACAUGAGAGAAUCGGUAGUAAGCGUUGGUUAGCUGCCGCUGCUGAGAAAGAACGUCCGUGUCCGUGGGUUCAACGUGAGGCGUUGGAUUUAACGUCUCCACUAACGUUACCCCUUUCACGAACUGUGGUUCCGAGCCUGCAGUCAGAGCUGGACAUCCAGAAGCAGAAGUGAAGGAACUGCCCAUCAAUGGCCAACCCAACCCCUCUGCUGGAUGUGCUGUGAGAGAGAGAAGUGAGAGGACCAGAAAAUCUGUCAUGGAGGACACUCAGCCCAAACCUGCUACCCCGGAGCCCAUCCUUGUACCCAAUCCGGCACCCAGUCCAGUUCCCAGUCCAGUACCCAGCCCACUGCGGGACAUAAUUGCUGUGCCUGCAGCAAACAAUGUGGAGCACCUGACUGUGAACCAGAUCCAGGUGGUGGUACGGCGCUGCUCCAGUCCAAAUGUCACAGAGGAGACCACCUAUUUUAUUCCUCGGAACCCAGUGGUGGAUGCUGGCACUAACACAGACCCGCCGCUGGUCUGCUGCCCCUUGCUCCACCGAUUUUGCCCAUGUCCACCAAGAGGCCUGCUGGCCUCUCUUAUUACCAAAGUCUUUCUGGCAGCUGUGCUCUUUGGCGCGGUGUGGUCCAUCACCGAGAAUGAGUGUCUUCCAGGGGGAAACCUGUUCGGCAUCACAAUCCUCUUCAUCUGUGCAAUCAUCGGUGGCAAAGUGGUGGCUCUCAUCCGUUUGCCCAAACUUCCACCGUUCCCACCUCUCCUUGGUAUGCUCCUGAUGGGUUUCAUGCUGAGAAACAUCCCAGUCAUAACACAGGCGGUGUACAUUGACUUCAGAUGGUCUGCGUCACUGAGGAACAUCGCUCUGGCUGUCAUUCUGGCCAGAGCUGGUCUGGGGUUGGAUCCCACAGCUCUGAGGAAACUGAAAUCCGUGUGUUUACGCGUGGCUGCUGGGCCCUGCAUUAUAGAGGCUUGCACCACAGCCCUGAUCUCUCACUUCCUCAUGGACUUGCCCUGGGUGUGGGGCUUCAUACUCGGCUUUGUGUUGGGUGCUGUGUCCCCAGCAGUGGUGGUGCCCUCCAUGCUGCUGCUGCAGAAGGACGGCUACGGAGUGGAGCAGGGCAUCCCCACCCUGCUGAUGGCUGCGGGCAGCUUUGACGACGUUCUUGCCAUCACAGGGUUCACCACAUGCUUGGGCAUGGCCUUCGCCACAGGCUCCACUUGGUUCAACCUCCUGAGAGGUGUACUGGAGGUGGGCGGUGGGACCAUUGUUGGGAUUGUUCUUGGCUUCCUCAUCCAGUACUUUCCUAGUGUUGACCAGAAACACUUGGUCAUAAAGCGAUCCUUCUUGGUGCUGGGUCUGUCCGUCUUCGCCGUGUUCGGCAGCAGUGUGGCCGGCUUUCCCGGCUCCGGAGGCCUCUGCACCCUGGUGUUGGCCUUCCUGGCUGGACUCGGCUGGGGGUCAGAAAAGGCCCGUGUGGAGGAAGUGGUGGGGUGGGCGUGGGACGUGUUUCAGCCGCUACUCUUCGGACUUAUAGGAGCAGAAAUUCGAGUCUCUGAGUUGGAGGGACUCACAGUUGGUCUGGGUAUAGCCACGCUGCUCAUUGCCCUGCUGGUUCGAUUACUGUUCACCUUUGUGUGUGUGUUGUGUGCGGGCUUUAACAUGCGGGAGAAAGUGUUCAUAGCCCUAGCGUGGAUGCCCAAAGCCACAGUGCAGGCAGCGAUAGGCUCCACAGCUUUAGACAUGGCCAGGGCGAAGGGGGACAAGGAGCUGCAGAAGUACAGCAUGAAAGUGCUGACUGUGGCUGUGCUGGCCAUCCUCCUCACAGCGCCUGUAGGAGCUCUCAUCAUAGGGCUCGCUGGACCUCGCCUCUUACAGAAACCAAAGAACUCUGCCUGUGGUGAGCGAGUCAAACAAAAUUUAUCAGCCGUUUUCUUAGGUACUCCAACAGGAGACGACGAGGACAAUGAAACUCCCGUCACCUAUGAGAGCACACUCUGACAUCACCUGUCUUCGUCUAGUAAGCGAGGACAUUCAAAGAGACUUCCGAGGUGUUUACACACUUGGGAUAUCUGCGCUUUCCUUCAGCCACCGAGUGGCCCCUUCAGUCUCUCUAUCUGCCGGUCAGCUCCUGAUGUUUGGCGUGCUGCAGGAACACAUGAAUCACUCUAUAUUUAUAGCCUGUGGUGCUUUCCAGGCCUCGGGCUCCAAACAAAUGACCCACACGGUCACGCUGUAUGACAGUAUGCAAGAGGCGCUUUUGGUCCCAAAUUUACUUUGAAUCAGCUAUAUUAGUGUGAGGUAUGAAUGUUUUACAUUUUUGUAAAGGUGGAUAUUUUCUCCUGCCCAUUAUAUUCAGUGAAUCCACCUUUUUGCCCAUUUUUAUGACGUCUCCGUUAACUCUUUACUGUAUUUGGACUUGAACAGGUAGUAAUGAUGUUUUUGUACUAGACGCUGUUUCCUUUGAAAGGCUGCACCUUUGAAUGCACCGACGGUAGCAAUAUUUUAUUGUUUUAAAUUAGACCACAAAGUUGACACAAGUCUUUAGUUGUUCAGUACUCGGUAAGAUGUUUGUACAGAUUUGUGUAUUUGUUUUAAUUAAAUGUGUAUUAGCUGCGUCUUGGUGAUGAAGGGUUUAUGUAGUUAACAAAUACUCAGGAGAAAAAUAAUUCACACCACUUUCCUUUGGUUUACACAGUGCUGCUAAAUCUACCGAAAUCUGCUACAAUCACCAUGUCGACUGAUUAUAUUCAAAACAUUCAUGUACACCAACUGUUGAUUGUAAGGGGAAGUUGAUUUUUCACAUUCGCUACAUUUGACUUUUUUUUUUUUACAGAAGUAUGCAGUGUAACUUUGUUUGAAUUUAUUUACAUUGCCUCAUUGUGUAUUAGUAUUGACUAUGAUAAAACAGAAUUGAGCAUUAGUUUUUUACCAAAUAUUCUUUAAACAAUAAAUGAUGAAAUAUACCAAGAUCUGUUCUUUUGCAUUUUGAAUACAAUUUAAGUUGUGUAGUGACAAAAUAGGUUAAAUUCUUACUAUGCAAAAUAUUUGUACAGUUCAACUUAAUGUGUGCUUUAUUAUGUCCUUAAUUUAAGUCACUGUCCCUUAAGUUUGGGCUUCCAAUCUGUUUGCUUUCUACCCGCGCUAGCAGCCUGGGUCUAGGGAUGUCUGUUGGUCCAGACUGAAAUCUCUAAACCACAAUGGAGUAGAUUGUCAUGAAAUGUGGCACAGAUAUCCACACUGUCCAGAGGAACAAUCCCACUGACUUAGGUUGUCUCCAUCACCACCAUGAACUUCA
Molecule: messenger RNA, 3719 nt
Organism: Anarrhichthys ocellatus (wolf-eel)
Lineage: Eukaryota; Metazoa; Chordata; Actinopteri; Perciformes; Anarhichadidae
Product: sodium/hydrogen exchanger 9B2
Exons: 13
Coding region: 680-2422 (580 amino acids)
Biological process (GO): proton transmembrane transport
Cellular component (GO): membrane
Molecular function (GO): antiporter activity
Source: RefSeq, a predicted model, not a curated record